Setaria italica (foxtail millet) is the source of this 489-nucleotide messenger RNA. Its product is annotated as pathogenesis-related protein PR-4. Gene Ontology annotation, biological process: defense response to bacterium; defense response to fungus. Lineage: Eukaryota; Viridiplantae; Streptophyta; Magnoliopsida; Poales; Poaceae. Bases 1 to 489 code for a protein of 162 amino acids. Gene Ontology annotation, molecular function: RNA nuclease activity. The transcript has a single exon. The record is from RefSeq and is a predicted model, not a curated record.
AUGGAGCUGAACGGCAGCAGGUACUCACGCGCGCCGGCCGGCGUGCUCCUUGCGGCUCUGCUGACCUUGCUGGCCCUGGCGUCGUCGACCGUACCGGCAGCGUGGGCGCAGAGCGCGAGCGGCGUGACCGCGACGUACAUCGCGUACGACGCGCCGUCGAGGAACUGGGAGCUGGGCGCGCUGUCCGUGUCCUGCGCGGCGUUGGACGAGGACAAGCCGCCGGCGUGGCGGUCGCGGUACUGGUGGACGGCGUUCUGCGGGCCGGCGGGGCCCCGCGGGGACGCCGCGUGCGGGCUGUGCCUGCAGGUGACGAACGCGGCCACGGGCGCCGCCGCGACGGUGAGGAUCGUGGACGACUGCGGCAAGACCAACGGCGGCGCGGCGCUCGGGAUGGACACGCCCGUGUUCUACCAGAUCGACACCGACGGCAGCGGCAUGGCCAGCGGGCAGCUCCAGGUGAACUACGAGUUCGUGGACUGCCAAGACUAG